Zingiber officinale is the source of this 1404-nucleotide messenger RNA. RefSeq names its product nucleolin 1-like. NCBI's taxonomy places the organism in Eukaryota, Viridiplantae, Streptophyta, Magnoliopsida, Zingiberales, Zingiberaceae. Gene Ontology annotation, molecular function: RNA binding. The record is from RefSeq and is a predicted model, not a curated record. Bases 1 to 1155 code for a protein of 384 amino acids. The transcript is spliced from 9 exons.
AUGAUAGGAUUCUUUCUAUCUGUAUAUGUGCAAAGAAGUUCGUUUUGCACGUUUGCAUUGAAGAAAUGUUGCCUAAUUGUGCAGGAAGAUAUAGCUGAAGCAGCAGAGAAGCAUACAGCACCAGAUACUAACCUGGAAAAGAGACAAGAAUCGUAUCUAUUUGAAAGUGAUGCUGACGAGCAUGAUGCAUUUGAAGGCAGCAGUAACUCUGAGGAAUCAUUUGAGAAAUCUUCAGAUGAGGAAAGUGAAGAUGAGAAACCAUUGAAAAUUCCAAACAAGAAUAAGGAUGUGAAGAUGAAGGAUGCAAUAGUUGAUAGUGCUCAGAAGCAAACUAAAAAGUCUGAAAAGAAAGUGCCAAAAACUUCUACAGUACAAAAUCCAACAUCUGGAUCUCAAACAUUAUAUGUUGGCAACUUGUCCUAUGAUGUUGGUCCGCAUGAUCUAUCAGAAUUUUUCAAAGGGGUAGGGGAAGUUGUUGGUGCCCGUUUGGCUACAAGAGGUAAAGGUAGCUCCAAGGGAUUCGGUCAUGUUGAUUUUGCUUCCGAGGAAGAUGUUAAAAAGGCACUUGAAUUAAAUGGCCAGGAGUUUUUUGGGCGUCCACUCAAACUUGAAGUUGCUCGUGGAAGGGAUUCAAAUACCCCUCAGAGUGGCAACGAAAAGGGCAGCAAAGAUCAGAGUCAUACCAUAUUUGUAAAAGGUUUUGAUAAAUCACUUGGACAGGAUAAGAUUAGGAAUUCCCUUCAAAAGCAUUUUGGAUCAUGUGGAGACAUCGCUCGUAUAUCUGUACUCAAGGACCAUGAAAGUGGUGCCCCUAAAGGGAUGGCAUUUGUGGAUUUCAAGGACCAGAUUGCUUACAAAAAGGCAUUCGAGCUCAAUGGUUCUGAACUUGACGGAUAUACCCUAACCAUUGACGAAGGAAAGGCAAAAGGUGACAAUAGCAAUGGUAAAGGUAAAGGUAAAGGUGGUGGGAAAUUUAGUGGAAGAGGUGGUGGACGAGGUGGGAGAGGCGACCGUGGUAGAGGACGCGGCUCCGGUGGUAGGGGCAAGGGUCGUGGUGGUGGACGAGGUGGGAGAGGUGAUCGCAGUCGAGGACGUGGCUCUGGUGGUAAGAGCAGGGGUCGCGGUGGUGCAGAGAGGAAUUCCAGUGAUGGCUAGGCAUGCUAGGAUUUUUUGGCUGAAGGAUCCAACGGUGGGCCUAGCGGACAACAACUAUUCUUGCCUUCUGUUUUAGUUUGUGAGCUAAAGAGUCACAACGACAAUUUUCAUUUCCUGAAUGCUUGUUCAAAUUUAACUCUUCUACCGUUGCCUUUUGUUUUAGUUUGUGAGUUAAAGAUUCACGGCGACAAUUUUUAUUUCCCGAUUUCUUGUUCAAUUUGAAUCAUGCAUUAAAUUUAUUACUGAAAA